Messenger RNA from Phaedon cochleariae (mustard beetle), 978 nucleotides. The record is from the annotation of a GenBank genome assembly. Lineage: Eukaryota; Metazoa; Arthropoda; Insecta; Coleoptera; Chrysomelidae.
AUGGGCGAUGAUGGUAAAGGAAUCUCGCUAGAUGAUGUUUAUAGACUUCUAAGUAUUAAGUUAGAUGGCGUAGACAAUAAUGUUGAGGAAUUAGGUAGUAAACUUGAUAAAGAAGUGCUCGUCUUGAAAAAUAAAAUUCGUGAAGUUGAAGAGACCAACAGGGAUCUACAAAAACGUCUAGAUACUGCAGAGCGCAAACUGAAAUAUAAAAAUCUGAUAUUUUUUGGUAUCAAUGAGCAACAAUUUGAGACUGAUGAACAUAUCCUACAAUCAAUUAAGACAAUAAUUAUUGAUAAUUUGGGCAUACAAAAUUUUUAUGUUUCAUCUGAGAUCGCCAAUGCUUAUCGAUUAGGAAGAAAAACAGUCAAAUCGAGGCCACUCUUAGUGGAAUUUGUAUCGAACUUCACAAAAAAAGUGGUAGUUUCAAAAAGGAGUCAGUUAAAAGGAAGGAAAAUUUUCAUUGCCGAAGACUUGACUGAAAAGGAAAGAAUAGAAAGAAAAAUUCUAGUUGAAGCAGUCAAAAGGGCGAGAUCUAAUAGAAUAAAUGCCUUCUUAAGAGGCAAUAAACUGGUGGUCAACGGGGAAGUUUUCAGCUACGAUGAUGUUUUGGAGAAUAAACACUCGUCUUAUUAUUCUCCGCCUGCCCCCUCCCAAGCAGCAAGUGUACCCAGCAACCCUUCUAUCCAAAGUUUGCCAUGUUUUCCCGGAGAUUAAAAAUUUCGAAUCUGUAAAUGAAGUUGCACAUAAAAAUAAUUCCAAAGACGAAAUUCAACCACCUUCGAUGCACGUGAACUGUAAGAAAGGUCACAAAAAUAUAUCUGUCGAAUCGGAUAACUACAUCAAAGCUGCAGAAACAUCGAAUUCAGAAACUCUAGCCUCUACGAAACCACUAUCAGUGCAACCAACUACAAAGUCAAAGAAAAACCAAGUCGCACAAGCUACAAGAACAUCUUCGCGAAACCGACUAGGAAGUAUAAG